Messenger RNA from Hydractinia symbiolongicarpus, 1023 nucleotides. RefSeq lists its product as uncharacterized. Lineage: Eukaryota; Metazoa; Cnidaria; Hydrozoa; Anthoathecata; Hydractiniidae. The transcript has 3 exons. Bases 143 to 991 code for a protein of 282 amino acids. The record is from RefSeq and is a predicted model, not a curated record.
GAAACGAGUAUUUUUUGUUGAAAUUGUACAGCUAAGUAGCAACAGAAUUGUCGAUAAAACUAAAUAAUGUCGAUUAGUAGGCCGAUAGCAGCAGUUUUUAGAAGAAUCGUAAAACUUAGUAACUUGGAAUCACCAACAAAAUAUGUUUAACAUUGCGAGAGUCAGUUUUGUUCAUGUGUUAUACGUGGUGUAUUAUGGGAUUCUAUGGUGGAGGCUUGGAUUAACCCUUGAUUCGUUUUCAAGUUUUCAUAAGACCACUACAGUUGCAAUGGGUGUAGUAUUGUCAUUAGCAUUUAUCGUGGUACAAAUUAUUAUGAUUUUAUGUGCACUGGUGAAAAAGAGUCACUUUAUUAUUAAACAAACGUGGUGUCAUUUUCCAAUGUUGAUGUUUAUUUUACUGACCAUUGCACCUUAUGGUAUUUAUCUUCACCAUCAGUACAUGGCUAUCAAUCCAUUCUUCAGCAGCAAAUCUGAAAUGAACAAAACAGUUGAUGGCCAUCAUGAAAUUUCUUGCUUUGACCUCCAGUUACCAAAGUUUGAUUUCUUUGUGAUCCAAAUCGCUUUACCUGUUCUAGUUGUUACCUACUUAUUGUAUCCUUUCCCUGACAGAAAUUAUAAGCAUGGUGAAGUUUUUGCCGUUGCAAUUGAAUUCUUAAACGCCUUUGACAUAAUGGAUUUAGUAUUGGAUAUCGGUUGCGUACAGAAAUAUUCGACAGGUUGGAUUGUAUUAUUUUACAUCGCUCUUGGUAUGUCCACUGUAUUACUAGCAUUUCCUGUGAGAUUACAGGAAGAUGAUAAGGAUGAUCCACAUGCAUUGAGAGUUCUUGGCUCCAUACUAACACUUGUGUUUACGGACAUUUUCUUUUGUACCAUAAGAAUAGCUGUUAUGUACCACGAAAAGAAUUUACAAACAGGAUUUCAUUUUUUCAUGAAGAAUUUGUUAGCUGCUAUUGUGCGUCCGUUUUUAAUUGUAAAAGGGUGCAAAGAAUAAAUUUAUUGAGUAAAAAACACCUUUCUAUCUUA